CCUGACCGAGUGGGAUGGAGUGAGCUGCUGGUCGGCCGUGCCCGUCGGCCAGUCCCGAGCCGUCACCUGCCCCGACAUCCUCCACGUCUUCAAGAAGUCCAAAGCGCUGAUCUGGAGGAACUGCACCGCGUCGGGAUGGAGCUUCCCCAGCCCCCCUUACCACAACGCCUGCGAGCUGGAGGCCAUGGGCAGCAGUAACGACACAGAGGCCAAGAAAGGCUAUUUUGUCACCAUGAAGGUGCUUUACACCUGUGGCUACUCCACGUCCCUGGCAGCCCUGCUCUUGGCCAUCGGCAUCUUCUCCUGCUUCAGGAAGCUUCAUUGCACCAGGAACUCCAUCCACAUCCACUUCUUCACCUCCUUCAUACUGCGCGGGGCUGCCGUGUUCAUCAAGGACGCCGUCCUCUUCUCGGACGAGUCCGUCGACCACUGCACGAUGUCAACGGUGAACUGCAAAGCAGCCAUCGCCUUCUUCCAGUACUCGGUCCUGGCCAACUUCUACUGGCUGCUGGUGGAGGGCAUGUACCUGCAGACCCUGCUGCUGCUCACCUUCACCUCCGACAAGAGGUACAUCUGGUGGUACGUCCUCAUCGGCUGGGGCGUCCCCAUGCUGACAGUCUGCGUGUGGGUGGUCACCCGGCUACAGUACGACAACCACGG
This is a messenger RNA of Phaethon lepturus (White-tailed tropicbird), 660 nucleotides long. RefSeq names its product vasoactive intestinal polypeptide receptor 1-like. Gene Ontology annotation, molecular function: G protein-coupled peptide receptor activity; peptide hormone binding. The annotation marks the transcript as partial. The transcript has 6 exons. Lineage: Eukaryota; Metazoa; Chordata; Aves; Phaethontiformes; Phaethontidae. The record is from RefSeq and is a predicted model, not a curated record. Gene Ontology annotation, biological process: cell surface receptor signaling pathway; adenylate cyclase-modulating G protein-coupled receptor signaling pathway. Gene Ontology annotation, cellular component: plasma membrane.